Molecule: messenger RNA, 18366 nt
Organism: Paramuricea clavata
Lineage: Eukaryota; Metazoa; Cnidaria; Anthozoa; Malacalcyonacea; Plexauridae
Source: the annotation of a GenBank genome assembly
GCCAAGGAAAAAAAUGAGGGCUGGGAUUUGAAUAUUUUUUCACUGGAAACAUUCAAUUUGUACCACUGGGAAUGUGAUUUUCACUAGCAAUUUUGCUGCUGGCUCUGGGAUUCAGACAAAGGUUUGACUGGGAAAAUAUGGCAUUAUUAAUAGCCUAUUAAAACUAAAAUGGGAACAAACCGAUCUGUGUUUCAGUAUAAUAGCUGAGCUCGUGCCUUUUUUUACUUGUGAAAUUUUGGAGUGGUGUUUUCACCAUUCAAUUAUCGAUGGUAUAAAAGCUCUAAAACUUCCCUAAAUUCCUUCAGUUUAUAUCACUUGCCCGUGCAGGAUUGUCGGCGCUGUGUGAAAAGUUCAAAGUGGUUGAAAUUAAUCAAUUAAAGAUAAAGGGCCCGUUUCUAAAUCCAAUAUGCAGUGGUGACUAGUAACGAAGGGUCAACGAAGUAAAUGUACUUCGUUACUGUACUUGAGUAUAUUCGUGGGCAGGUAAAUAAGUAAAUUUUUGCCAGAGUGCUCAGUUACUUGGAACGAAGUCAUUUUAUGAAGUAACUUCGUUAUUGGCUGUGGUGAAAGAAUACAUCAUACAGACACAUUGAUAACCUGACCUCACCCCACACCCCCUUUAACCCCUUCAAACCGGAGGCAUCUAACCCCUCGCCCUGAUGGGGGGGAUCCUUGUAAGGAAAAUUUCCUCUCUCUCCCCUCAGGAUAUGUAAUGGUCUACUCCGUUGCUACCACACGCCUCCCCACUUCCCCCGCUUCCCCGCGGUCCAUGUUAAUCAUUAAUUCAUUUUCCCCAGUAAAAGAUCCAGCGACAAAGUAAUUUCGCUAGCAUUUGAAAUACCUGUAAAUAAUUAGAACUUUUCAAUAACAAUUAACUGGAGCCAAUAUUUUCGAAUAACAAAAUGACAUGGAACGAAGCUUUCAAGAAAUAUGUAAUAAGUUAAUCGAUAAUGCUAGCCUAUUUUGAUACUAUCAUAAUAUUUUUGCCAAUAACAGUUGGAUUUCGUUGGAUAUAUUUGCAAAACAUAUCAAACUUGACACAUUUAUAUUGAACAAUAUUAAAUUUCCAAAUCCAAAUUGAUAGUCAAAACAUUAACAUAUCUCCUAGACAACGGCUUAUUAACUUUAUACAGUCAUAUGUAGCUUUAGCACACACGGAGAGUAAACAUAGGGAAUAGCUAUUCUAAACACAGAAUGGAGAUUCUUGAAGAGAACAUUUCCGCAGGCUAGAACCCCUUCUGUUUAAGAUGAAAGAUAUCAAUUUGGAAGUUGAACAGAGUCAAGGUGAGAUGGUUGUUUGCUUAGAACAUAAUCUGUCAAAUUAUAAUCACGCUAAGCUGUGUAAACUCAAAUACAAAAUGAUAUUCAUAUAAAAAGUAUCUAACAAUAUUUAGAAUUAGUAAGGUGCCGUUUGAUAAUAUAUAUAUAUCCACAUAUAUAUGCCAGUUCGUUUGGACAUGGUAUGAGCCUCUGCAAUCAGAUAAUGUAAGAUUUCCCAGCUCAUAAUUCAUGCAAGCCCUUGCAUGAGUAGUAUUGAGUACUGACUAGAUAUUUUCCCUUCUAGUUGUGUUUGUCAGUGCUGCGACACUAGAAGACAGACUGCUGUACGAUGAUGUCUUUGUUGACUAUUUUAAUGUUUUCUUGCAACUAAAGGUAUGUUGAGUUAACUUAACCUAUAAAAAUAUACUAUUGAGCUACUGACGGUAUAACCUCUUGUGGUUUGUACUUGCAUGUACAUGCAUGUCUGCAUGAACUUCCUGAAAAAUAUUUUUUAAAAACAUUAGGAGCAUUAAGGCUUUGGUCAGGGGAUACACUGAUAGGAACAUCAAAGCAUUGAUCUUUAGUAUUCCACAUAGUUUAGAUGUACAUUUACCUGCCUACAAAUGUGAGACAUACUCACAUACUCGAACCACUCACAUACUCGAACCAACCUGACCAUGUAGCUCAGUUGGCAGAGCAUUGGGCUAGUAUUCCAAAGGUCGUAGGUUUGCAUGAUUCAUCAUAUUCAAUCACCUGAGUAUACAUUACACCAACACAAAAAAUAAUAAUUAUCUGUCAAAUUAGGAGACUCCUUGCUAUUUAUCGUUUAAUUGGCAUUGCAUUCUGAUGUGCCCUACUUUCUUAUUUCACUCUGUCGAACACCAGACAAUUCUUCUCAUUAACGCAAGCGUCUUGGCACUCGAUUGGUUAACUUGGAAUCCCUUAUAGCUGUUCUUCAAUUUCUAAUUGUUUUGCAUCAUUUUCGCAUAUCCCCAGGUAUUUGGAACAGCAAUCAGAUAUGAACGACUAGAUGGAUAUUAUUUGGAUACACCAUCAGACAUUUCAAAUGAUUCUGAGCUACAUCAACUUGUUGAUGAACAAGGGAAAUUUCUUCAACAAGGUGCAAUCUCUCUCUGGAUUAAAGAACACAGAUUGCCAUUCUUUUUGAGGUAUUAAAAUUUAUACCAAACUGAUCUGUGCAGUUCUUUACUGUACUGUAACCAGUAGAAAAGUCUUUAAUGGCAUUGGUGAUUAAUAGUAUGAUACACCAAUUUCUAGAUCCAUCACCACUGUAAUAACCACCAUCAUCAUUACCAUAUCACUAUAACUAUCACCACUAUAACCAUCAUAUCACCAUCAUAUCACCAUAUCACCACUAUAACCAUCACCACUAUAACCAUCAUAUCACCACUAUAACCAUCAUAUCACCAUCAUAUCACCAUAUCACCACUAUAACCAUCACCACUAUAACCAUCAUAUCACCACUAUAACCAUCACCACUAUAACCAUCAUAUCACCAUCAUAUCACCAUAUCACCACUAUAACCAUCACCACUAUGACCAUCAUAUCACCACUAUAACCAUCAUGGUUCACAGCCACCAUCACGAUUCAUGACCACCAACAUCAACACCAUAAUUAUCACCACCAUAAUUAUCACCAUUAUCAUUAAUGGUGAAGAUAGCCAUGGCAACUGGUCAUGCUAUGCUAACAAACUUGCAUCUAAAUAGGUUAAGCCAUGGUCUUGGUAUUUACCUCGACAAGGAAUUGACCAUAUGUUGUAAUUAUAUGAUUUUUAGGAGUCGUUUAUUUUUGGAAUAUAAACUAUGUAAGUUACUUCUACGGAAACUCUCUGAAACAAGUCGAGUGCAACAAAGUCGUUUAGACCUACGAGGUUACAGCAGUUUAUCCACUCCCAUGGUACCACCAGACUCUCCAGAACAAUGGAAUGACAGUCCAGUGGAUUGUGCAAGUCAGGCAUCAUGGCCAGGGAAACCACAAGAGCGGCAUUAUCGUCGUCCCUUGGGCAGUGCUUCCAGCUUGCCGGCCAUGUUGUCCAUCGCACUUGAAACAAGACUGAAACUCCUUGAAGGACCUCCUGGAAAGAAAAUGUCAAAUGGUGAUAAUGAUGGUCAUGGGGAACCUCAAGAUAAUUCUGAAUCUUGUAAGUGAAAUUAAACUUCAAAAAUGUCUAAUCUUUGACUCAAACACUGCCAGUUUUCUUUGGAUUCUCUAAUUUCAUCCUGAAGUAACCCCUAAGUCAAACAUCAGGCCGUCUCUAGACACAACUCUAAUACCGGCAGACACAACUCUAAGAUACCUCUCUAAUUCAGACAUCUCUGUAAUUCAGACAUCUCUCUAACAUACUGACUCCUCUCUAAUAUGGACACCUCUGUAAUACAUGCACCUCUCUAAUUCAGACAUAUCUCUAAUCCAGGCACCUCUCUAAUACAGGCACCUCUCUAGUUCAUACACCUCUCUAGUUUGGACAUCUUUCAAAUAAAGACACCUCUCUAAUUCAGAGAUCUCUCUAAUUCAGACAUCUCUCUAAUUCAGGCACCUCUCUAAUACAGACAUCUCUCUAAUUCAGGCACCUCUCUAAUUCAGGCACCUCUCUAAUACAGACAUCUCUCUAAUUCAGACAUAUCUCUAAUUCAGGCACCUCUCUAAUACAGGCACCUCUCUAGUUCAUACACCUCUCUAGUUUGGACAUCUUUCAAAUAAAGACACCUCUCUAAUUCAGAGAUCUCUCUAAUUCAGACAUCUCUCUAAUUCAGGCACCUCUCUAAUACAGACAUCUCUCUAAUUCAGGCACCUCUCUAAUUCAGGCACCUCUCUAAUACAGACAUCUCUCUAAUUCAGACAUAUCUCUAAUUCAGGCACCUCUCUAAUACAGGCACCUCUCUAGUUCAUACACCUCUCUAGUUUGGACAUCUUUCAAAUAAAGACACCUCUCUAAUUCAGAGAUCUCUCUAAUUCAGACAUCUCUCUAAUUCAGGCACCUCUCUAAUACAGACAUCUCUCUAAUUCAGGCACCUCUCUAAUUCAGGCACCUCUCUAAUACAGACAUCUCUCUAAUUCAGACAUAUCUCUAAUUCAGGCACCUCUCUAAUACAGGCACCUCUCUAGUUCAUACACCUCUCUAGUUUGGACAUCUUUCAAAUAAAGACACCUCUCUAAUUCAGAGAUCUCUCUAAUUCAGAGAGAUCUCUAAUUCAGACAUCUCUCUAAUUCAGACAUCUCUCUAAUUCAGGUACCUCUCUAAUACAGGCACCUCUUUAGUACAGACACCUCUCUAGUUUGGACAUAUCUCAAAUACGGACACCUCUUUAAUCCAGAGAUCUCUCUAAGUACAGUCGCCUCUCUAAUAUGAACACCUCUCUAGUUUGAACACCUCUCAAAUAUGGACACCUCUGUAAUUCAGACAUCUCUCUAAUGCAGACACCACUUUUAUUCAGACACCUCACUUCUCUAGUGUGGAUACCUCUCUAAUAUAGACGUCUCUCAUACAGACAUCUCUCUAAUACGGGCACUUUGGGUUGCGUCCGUAUAAGCCCGCUCUAGGUUGGAGUGUAUUCUAUAAUUAUCUCUAUCUCGUUUUAUAACACGAAGAUUUAAGUCAAGACAUGUUUGACGACGAAUUAAACUACGCCGAAAGAUGGAAGAUCAGAUCUGCGGGUGGUAGGCAAGUGAAUAGUUAUAGGAAGAGAAAGUCAUCUCUAUUUACGCCAUCGUGUGAGACAAGGGAAGGAAAUAAGAGAGGAAGAACUGUCAGGAGAACAAGAAGUGCGCCUGUUGAAGGUAAUAAAAAGCGUGUUAAUAAUGGUGAUUCCAGCUAUGGGCGAAAUUUUGAUCUAGACGAGAAGAACGUAAUCCAUUACCAUAGCUAGAAAGAGCAUCUUAAAAUGAGUAAAACUGAAAAGUUUGGUUGCGAAAUGUUGUAAAAUGAGGAAAAUAUAGUCCUGUGAAGUUCGCAAAUUUUGUAUAUAUUUGCAUUACGCGCGGGAGAAAUAACCAUUUUUGAGCCGAAAGUGGUUAUUUUUACCGCGCGUAAUACAAAUAUAUACAAAAUUUGCGAACUUCACAGGGCCAUAUUUUUCUUCAUUUUACAACAUUUAGCAACCAAUCUUUGCAGUUUUACUCAUUUUACUCGUGCUUUUUCUAGCUGUGGUGUUGGAUUUCGUUCUUAUCUAAAUCAAAAUUUCGUCCAUCGCUAGAAUCACCCAUUUUCUGCACCAAUGUAAAAGGGCGUCGAUGCCAAAUAGACCUUUCCCCUUUUGAGUGAAAUUUUGAUCUAGACAAGUCUGGACAAAAAUUUCAUUACAGCUUGAAAGAGCAUCACACAAUUAGUAAUAUUCCGAAGUUUCGUUGCGAAAUGUUAGUGUGAGUUGCUGAUAAUAUGGCCUUGCGAAGUUUGCCGUUUUUCAGUAAUUUUGUAUUACAAAUGGGAAAUUGAUAAUCAGUUUGAUCAUCUGAUUAUCAAUUUUCCGUUUGUAAUGCAAAAUGACUGAAAAACGGCAAACUUCGCAAGGCUAUAUUACCCACAUUUUACAACAUUUCGCAACGAAACUUCGGAAUAUUACUAAUUUUGUGAUGCUCUUUCAAGCUGUAAUGAAAUUGUUGUCCAGGCAUAUCUAGAUCAAAAUUUCACUCAUAAGGGGAAAGGUCUAUUGAAACCAUGCUUAAUCAUUUUUUUGUGAUCUUUUUGUGACAGGGCUGGGAGAAAGAAUGAGGGAGGAGGAAGGAGAGAGUGAAAUAUUUCUGAAUGACUUCAGUGAGGUUGAUGAGAACGAUACGAUAUUAUGUUUUGAUGAAGCAGAUGUUGAAAGGACCGAAGCAGAACUACGCAGUAUCAUUGAUGAAAGUAAACGAAAUUUACAAGAAAUCAAAGAAGAUGCUCUGAACUCUGUAUGAAUCUUAUGUUUUUUCCUCUCAAAUGAUCAUAGGAGACCCAUUUACACUAUGGUCAAUUUUACACCAGGGUUUUAGUAAUAAUAAAAUUUAUUUAAAGCUGUUUCAGGCUCAGCCGAAAGCAGCUGUUAUAAAAGAGGACUUGUGUUAAAUUAGUUACUAUACAAUAUUAUAUAAAAUUUACAAUAAGUUUAAACUAUUUGACUAAAAAUCUAAAAAUAUUUUAAAAGUUUAAAACAUUUUCUAAAAAGUUAGAAGUGAAAAAGUCUAGGCAUUACAUUUUCUAAGCCUGGAUAAAAGAACUCCUUGGUACGCAAAUGAUUUAUUUCCGGACUCAGUCUUCAUGAACCCUUGGAAUGACAAGAUUUAGUCCAUUCCCUCGAGUGUUUUGUUCAUGCUUAAUUUUCGCAAAAGUAUAUGAUGACGGGGAAAGACCAUGAACACAUUUAAAAACGACUUGAUCGCCCAACAUUCAUUAAUACGUUUCCCCGUAAUUUCUGUCAAUAAACAGAGUUGUGGAAUGAGAGAAUUUCGUGAAUUUCUAACUGGAACAUCUGGUCUUCAUCUUUUCAACUUCUGGCUUGAUGUGGAGGAAUACAAAGACCUCGGAGAGUCAAAUGCUGAAAAUGAAAACACUUUACAAAUGCUGAGGGUAAAAUUGUUUAGGUAUGUGCUCUUUUGUGAUUACAUCUGAUCUCGUAAAUACUCAGUGUACAACAAAUUUUAAGUGUGCCACCAUCUGCUGUUGUACGACAUUGCUUAGUGAAACACACCUACAGUAUUUCUUGUUGUCUUUCUUCUGUUGUGAAUUAGAGAAAUCAAUGAUAAAUACAAGACUCAUUUGACCGGGGAAGCCAAGGUUUGUAUGAGUUUUUGUGCCCAUGAAUCAUUUGACUUCCUACCUACCUACCUAUACCUACCUAACUACCUACUGUACAUAUUCUUUUCUUCAGCAAAAGAUCCGAGAAGCUUUAAAUCACGAAGGGCUCACCAAAGAUUUAUUUACGAGAACUCAAUAUGACACAUUGCGCAGAUUGAGAUCUUACUGGAUUCCAAGAUUUUUGGUCCAUAAAGAAAAGACGAAUGAUGAAAUGUAAGACAAUACUGUUUUCACUGUAAUUUUCAUAUUUGACCUGCACCCUUUACAAUUCAACUCUCGGUUGCCAGGAAUGAUGAUUACCACCCUUGUUUUAUUUUUUUUCAAUGAGUUAUCUGUAUUUCAGGUUCAGUGAAAGCAGUCUGGAAUCCAGGCAGUCGGACGGCGCAACAACAUUGAGCUUUUUACCGAAGAUCUCAUUUGUUCAUUCGCUACCGCCGCGUGGGGAGUGGUGCACAGAGUUAGCCAGAAGGAGCUGUGACUGGUCGAAAAAUUUAACACUUUCCGAUGUCAAACUACAGUCGAAGAGGAAGAAGAGAGAAAAUACAAUGGGCGAAGAAAGGUAGGCUACAGUGUUCAGCAGUUAUAGAAAUAAUUCAUUUUGAUGUGGUACGCUAAAUUCCUUAUUGAGACCCAAUUAACUAUUAAUAUGCUGGGGAAAAACUGCGCUGGCUACACACGUAAAAAUCUCACAUCUUGUAGCAAGUCUGCCAACAAGCCGUCAACAAGUUGUCUUCGCACUGCUUGUCACAAGUUGUCAACAAGUUUGGAACAAGCUGUUAACAACUUGUAACAACCUUGUUAUAUUAUCAGACUUGUUGCAAGGUUGUUUCAACAAGUCUAAUACAGUCAUGAUAUAACAAUAUUGUUACAACCUUGUGUCGUCAACCUUGUAACAUUCUUGUUUAUCAUAACUGAAUCAGACUUGUUACAACAACCUUGUAACAAGUCUGAUAAUGCCAUCAAGCUUGUUACAGGUUGUUAACAGCUUGUUCCAAACUUAUUUCAACAACUGGGAACAAGCAGUGCGAACACAACUUGUUGACAGCUUGUGAACAGAUUUGUAACAACUUAUUUGCAGACUUGUAACAACUUGUGCGUUUUUACGUGUGUAGUGGUCACCCAUAUUGGGUUGGGAGCCAUUCACAAAGGAUGUCCGAGCCGAGGGGAGGGGGGGAGGAGGGUUUGGAAAAUCAGGACAAACUCGGACAUAGGGGAGGAGGGGGUUUUUAGCAAUCCGGAUGUCCAAAAUUUAAAAAAAUUCAAAAACAAAUUUCUUUUUCCUCUAUUUUAAACUCUCCUUCCCAUUGUGAAAUUGGCAUUUUGACUAUGCGGUUAAUUAAUACUAGAUUCUGUUUUAAUUAGUAAUUUAUAUGUUUUUGUAUUCACAUUUAUAGUUAUAAAAAAGUUCUAAAAGUAAAAAAGUUUUUUACUCUUGACAUAUACAAGGUUGCGUAAGUUUUUGCGAGGCAUGGCGGAUGUCCGGUGGGAGGGGGUCACUUAUUCGGACAAUGCCGGACAAGGGGGGAGGGGGGGUCUGAAAAUCCAUCAUUUGGCCGGACAUCCUUUGUGAAUGGCCCCUUGAGCAUUGAUCAAUAGCAACCACAUGUGCAGAUCGUGAUAAAAUCGAACAAUUUUUAGCCAGAUAAGGAUUUCACUAUAAAGCAUGUAUUUUAUUCUAGGGAGAAUUAUGGCGACUUUCUAACCGGCUUGUCUUGCGAAAAAGACGCAGGUUGGCCUUUCCGUGAUUUCUUAGAAAGGUAAGUUGCAUUCAUUUACACAAUCGUUCAAUGAUUAGUCCAUUUUACUAUGAAUUUAGUAUCUCAGUUGUUUGUGUUUGUUUUUUAUCAAGAGGGAAAAAGAAAGAUGAAUUGUCAAACUUGUUGUUCUGGCAAUCUAUUGAGGAUCUAAAAGAUGAAGAAAUUCGAGGCUGUGACCGUCAUUUGCAUCUGUGUACUGCUUGGAAUAUCGUGAAACGAUUCCUUUCCAAUGGUACGAAUGUUUUUGAAACCUGUACCGUAUCAUCUUAGCUGUAAAUUACCAUUUUUUACUAUCAGCGAGAGAAUAUUGAGGGUACAGGCAGUACACACGGUCAGGCAUUUGCAAAUGAGAUACUUGUAGCGCAAAUUUCCUUACCAAAUCCAUCUCUGCCUGGGCCUUUGGUGUCUUCGAGAUAGAUCUGUUAGAUGGUCAUCCCAUACCCGUACCUGACCUGCACAGCCAUCAGAUCUGGGCAUCUGGCCAGACGUAGUUUCCUCUGAACUGCCUUGGCUAUCACAUUAAUGAUUUAUUUAACAAAUAUAAAACAUUUUUUCCGUGUUGAUAUACAGUUAUAUCAACACGAGUGGGAAUUGGGGAAACGAGAAAUUGUGUGGAAACACGACGCCCGAAGGGCGGAGUGUUUUCACACAAUUUCGAGUUUUCCAAAUUUCCACUAGUGUUGAUAUAACUGUAUAUCAAUACGGAAAAAAAUGUUUUAUAUGUAAUGUUUACAACAUGAGCGGCCGUGUUGUAUCGGAUAUACAAACUCGAGCCGAAGGCGAGAGUUUGAAUAUCCGAUACAACACGGACGCGAAUGUUGUAAACAACUUAAAAAACGACUCAUCUUAUAAGUUCAUUGGCGAAGUAAUUUUAAAAAUAAACGUUGUCUAAGCUGAGAAAAUCAAAGUUAAAGUUUAUGUAAAUCAACAUGAAUCUGUAUCACAUAUACAGAUACGACACGCUUAUGAUUUUUCUUUGUGUUUUCUUCAUGAAUUAUUAAUGAGUUUUUUAUUUUUUUUAUAAUAUAGUACAAAGAAAUAUAAAGAAAGAAAUUUCCGUGUUGACAUUGAGUUAUAUCAACACAGCUCUUAGCCAAUCAGCGUUCGGAAUUUACAAAUGCUAUAUUAUAAUUUACCUUGAUACACGGUCACGCCCUUUUCUAUGAUAACCGCCCGCUCAGCACCACCCCUUACCAAAUCAAACUGAUUUCAAACAGCACUCUGAUAUUACUAUUCCUUGACUCUAUUGUAGAGAGCAAUGAAUCCACUAUCAACAUGAGUGAAUUAGACAAGCAGAAGGUUAUUGAAAAACUCAGACAGAGUAUGGAAGUGUCCUCUACGUUGUUUACUUCUGGACAGGUAACUAUGACGUUUUCAUUUACUUGAUUAGAGGCAUACCUAUCAUACUUAUUGUAGGAUUGAAUUUCAUGUUUGAAAAUUCGGCUCUGCAGUGAGAUACAUUUCAGUGUAUUUUAAGAAUAUUUUUGUUUUUCUAACCAUGUGUUGUGCACCAUUACUAGACAUACGCUCUUGAGGUAUUAGGAACAUCGUGGGAAGAAUAUUUGAAAGAUGAGAAACUAACACUGAAAAAGUAAGAAUUCAUGUUAUAUUUCGUACGUUUGUUUCCAUAUAUUGUAUACAUAUAUUAUAUAGAUGAACUGUCGAUUCUUUACAGAAAAAUCUUCUUCAUAUUCUCCUGGAGAAGGACAUUGCUUACACUGAUUCGAUCCGUUUAUGUACUUUUGGUAAUAUAAUUAUGUCUUUUGUUUCCACAGGUCUGCGAAGAUGUCUGUUGGAGAACGAUCGACAGUAUCAAAGAACGACAGUAAACUUGGUUCUUUAUAUCAGAGUUUGUUCAUUCCUGGAAAGUGGUAUCCCAGGUUUGUUGAAACUAUUUUAUUGGAAUUGGAAACUGAUUUUCAGAAACUUUACUUCGUAUACUGUUGGCUGCAUCACUUCUAAAUUGUUUUCUCUUUUGGGCACUGCUACAGGAGAAAACCCAAGCUAACCAAACUUUAUUUAUACUGCCAGUGAAUAUAAGCUUUAUCAGUUUUAUAUUGUUUUCCCUAUAUGUCCAGUAAGGGAAAUCUCUUACUGAUCCAGUGUUAUUGAUUUGUAAAACAUGCGGUUCUAAAUGCAGAGAGUGCUGCAAAUUAUGCCUGUCACCCAAAACAAUAUGAUGGUCUCCGCCUCAGAAUAAUCAGUAUAUCCGAUAAGUUUACAUCGAGACCAGUUGUCCCUAUGCCCCGAUCCAGUUUCACAUCGAGACCAGUUGCCCCGAGAUCUAAUGUCUCUAACAUUUUUCUGACACAGAUACCCAGAGUCAUCUCCCUCGGAAAGACAACGCCGUCUUCACACUGCCAUGACAAUUGCGGAGAAUAUCGAAACAACGCGCAUGAGUCUGUCCUCGCCGCUGAAAUCGACCGCAAAUGGAGAGAAGAAACGAAGCCGCUUGAAAUCGAGGACGUCAGAGCCGCCACAAAGCCCGGAGAAAACUGUCAAGUUUAAGGCAAAGAAGGAAAAACCGAAAAUUUUGAAAGAACGCCAUGAUAGUGUCGAGGCCGAGGAAGAGGAGGCGAAGGAGAAGACUGAGGAGAAACCUCCACCUGAAUUUAGGAAUUUUUUAAAUGAUAAAAAGUAAGUUUUUUAAACUAAUCUAUUGUACUAAGAGUUUCUGCAGGUAUGUGCCUCUCAUUUGUUGAUCUAGUUUUACUGCUGGAGGAAGCCUACACUAACUAUUUUUAUACUAUACAAUUAUUAUUAUUUUCUGUGUUGGUGUAAUGUACUCAGGUGAAUAUGAUGCUUGUGAUCUUACUCUGAGUGUAUAUCCACACCGGGCAAGCUUGAAAAAUAUGCCUUCCCACCGUGGUCAGGUAUAUUUUUCAAGCUUGCCCGUUGUGGAUAUACACUCAGUGUAACAUCACAAGCAUUAUACAAUUAUUAUUUGAAGUCCUGAAAGAGCCAUCUCUUAUUGGCCCAGUGUUACUAUAGGAGGAAAACUAUAACUUUCCUAACUAAAUAUAAGUAUUUCUUCUCUUUCUAUCUAGUCUAAUGACGUCAUUCAAGCACUAUGUUCAAAAUGUGGAAGGCAGUCAUUCCAUGAAUAUUCUUGCAAUGUAUCUUGACAUAGAAACAUAUAAAUCAAUCCCUUCAAGCAGUAUAGUUCAGAGAACGGAACGUGCUUCGCAAAUCUUUAAGUAAGUUUGAUUGCCAUCAAUACACUUGACUGUAAUUAUUUAAAUUAUUGUAAUGGAGUCAAAUGGUCUACUUUUUACAUUCAUUUUUGUUUCUUUGCAGGGAUUACUUUAACCAAUCAUCAAGAAAGUGAGUGCUCGACAAUUGUUGUAAACCUCGUUCUCAACUUCGUGCACAGGCUCUUCCCUCUACGGAAGAAAGGCGAAUUUAAGUUGCCUCUAUAGAAAACCUAAAUUUUCACCUUCAAUAUUGCAUUUCUCAAAGUGUCCGCCACUGAUGGUACUUGAUUAGAGUUGCAACUCUCACUGGAAAAAAAUUUGAAAAUCCAUAGAAGAUCAUAGAAUGGAAAUUGUACGGACUUUUAUUGGAAAUAGAAUGGAUUUUAGUUAUCCAUAAUAAUUGUAUAUUUCCGUACUAUGGAUAUAGUAUCGAAAUAGUAUGGAUAUACUGGAUGGAAUUAGUGGUGCAAUUGCAAAUUUCGUAGUAUGGAUUUCACUUUUUUUUCAUACUAUUUCCAUACUAUAUCCAUACUAUGCAAAUAUACAAUUAUUAUGGAUAACCAAAACCUAUUCUAUGUCCAAUAAAAGUCCAUGCAAUUUCCAUUUUCGCUCGCGUUUGACUCCAAUUACUCUCAUCGACUUUGAGCAGGUUCAAAUUUUGAUCCAACUCUCAUGCGACUCUUGUUCUCGUUUGACCGGGGCAUGAGAGUUGUCAGCCCUCAUCUUCGCCUCUGAUGUGCUUAACUCCCCUUACUGAAGUGCUCUUCGUUCCAAUAGUCUACAUCCUGGAUGUUCGUAUAGUUUCCAGGUUGGUGAGAUCAACAUCCAUGCAACGGUUCUUAGAACUCUAAUCCUUACCCUUAUAUUAGCACUUAUCUUAAGCUAAUCUUAACCCUCAUCCUUUUAGAUGUGUAGAUCUUCCUGCUCGUAUUCCAUUCCAAAUCGAAGAUGAACGUCCAUCGACUGCAAUCCUAGCUGAAACUCAAGAUUAUCUUCUGCCUGAAAUUCAGGUCUCUUUCAAACAGUUUUAUAAGGUACAGUAACACUUUAUUUUUAUAUUCAAUAUUCGAAAGACCGCGACACUAACUAAUAUAUAUAUAUUUACCUUAUUUAGUCGCAUAAAUUGUUAAAGCCAGCCGUUCAACACGAGGUUCAUCAUGCUGGCACUGGUGGAAAAACUGAAACACCUUUCACUUCAAAUAGUUUCGUUGUUUAUUACAAAAGAAGGCGAAACAAAUUCAAGGUGACCAUUUCCUCAUUUCAUUUCUCGGUUUCCGGCAGGGUGAGAGAAGUCCUUCCAGUUCAAUCAGGGUUCAAUUCCACCAAAUUGCUAUUCAAAAUUAUUCAAUAUUGCUAUUCAAAAUUAGAAGGAAACCUUAAAACCCAUGUCCCACUGUGGGCGCAGCAACAUAUGGUUGACAGAUAUAAUUCCUUGAAUUUAAAACCAUGGUCAGCUAGAAGACUACAUGUUUAUGCACAUGCAGAUUUAGCACAAAAAUACUCCGCUGGUCUGCAGGAAAUUUUUGUCUCCAGGUUGUGCUCCCAGGAAGAAAGUUCUUUUUUCCUGCCUGGUGCCACGCCCCUUCCUCCCCACCUAUAAACUAAGAUUUGUUCAUUAUUUUAUUUCCUAUUCAGGGAGCAGGUCGAUUACAACCAACCAAAGACGAUAAAGCGGACUUUGUAAACGAACUUCGUGAGACUUAUGGAGUAUUGUCUCCCAGACUCGAGCUAUUUCGAAGAUAUUUAGAUACAAACGAUGAUGUACAGGGGGAGAGUGUCUCGAAGUUAGAAAACGACCUGCUAUUUUAUUUAGAAGUUCAAAAAUUUAAGGUAGGGUAAUGGCUUCAAAUUUCUCUAUUUUGCUCCCAUAAUAUUAGUUCUCUCAGUGUGAAAACUUGUGGUUUCGUAUCAAUUGCUGAAAUUUUUUGUGAUUACCCCAACCGAUAAUCUAACCUAAGGUCACUGGUUUAACGUACGUUCAACGCUCUGAGCUAUUGAGAUUUCUGAUUGAGGCACUCAAGAAUAUUAUGUUCAAUGUGAGAUGACCAGUCUACUUAUACAACUAUAGCUUUACAUGUAAACGAUGUGUGAAUGAUGUAUAGAUUGAUCCAGCCAAUACGAAUUUUGAGAAUUUGGUCCGUUAACUCUAUUAAAACGGAUAAUAUUUUAAUAUUAAAAGUAGUAAGUUCCAAGACUCAUCAAAAAUUAUCUUUUAUAGGAUCUGUUUCUUUACAUGGAUGACGUGAGUGUCUUUUUGCCAUUCCUAAUUACUGCUCCUCCUGCCUGAAAUUGGUCGAACUAAUGAUACUAUGUAUCUUUAAACAUUCCUCAAAUAACUGAUGUUGUAUUUUAUUUCUCCCUAGACAACCUUAUUGAAGAAAGUUGAUGCUAUAGUGGAUUGUUUCCUUGAUUCAGCAACACCACCAUCAGUUCAGGUCAGUAACCUCACCAUAUAUAUAUAACCUAAUUUAUCAUACUCGGAGCCCUUAUACUACAAGCUUGAUACUGUCCAGGAUAGGGUAUUUACUUAGGUUGGAGAACUACUCCAACCUACACUCGUAAAAAGCCCACGUUGAACAUUACAGGUCUGCAAACAAGUUGUUACAAAUCUGUUCAUAAGUUGUCAACAAGUCGUGUUCGCACUGCUUGUUCCCAGUUGUUGUAACAAGUUUGGAACAAGCUGUUAAUAACUUGCAACAAGCUUGAUGGCAUUGUCACACUUAUUACAAGGUUGCUUUAACAAGUCUGAUACAGUCAUGAUAUAACAAGAAUGUUACAAGGUUGUAACAAUAUUGUUUAGUUGUGACAAUACUGUUCCAACAACUUGUCAACAAGAUGUGUUUGCAAUAGGUUUGUAGCAAGCUUGUUAAUUAACAAGCAUUCAACUUAGAUGUUUAUGUCGUUGAAUAUGUUCGGCAUAAACAUCCAACUUAGAUGUUUAUGACGUUGAAUAUAUUCGGCAUAAACGUUCAACUUAGAUGUUUAUGACGCUGAAUAUCUUCGGCAUAAACAUUCAACUUAGAUGUUUAUGACGUUGAAUAUUUAUAAGUUGUGACAAUGCUGUUCCAACAAUUUGUCAACAAGGCUUGUAACAAGCUUGUUGACAAGUUGUGACAAUGCUGUUCCAACAAUUUGUCAACAAAAUGUGUUUGCAAUAGGUUUGUAGCAAGCUUGUUAACACGUCGUGACAAUGAUGUUCCGACAACUUGUCAACACGACUUUUCGCGUUUGUAGCAAGUUUGUUAACAAGUUUUGACAAUGCUGUUCCAACAUCGGACUUGUUGGGACAACCUUGCAACAAGUCUGAUGAAAUCAACAAGGUUGUUCCAAGUUGUUAACAGCUUGUUCCACGCUUGUUGACAACCUAGGAAAAGCAGUGCGAACACAACUUGUCCACAGCUUGUGAACAGAUUUGUAACAACUUGUUUGCAGACUUGUAACAACUUGUGCGUUUUUACUUGUGUACACACGUAAAAACGCACAAGUUGUAACAAGUCUGCAAACAAGUUGCUACACAUCUGUUCACAAGCUUUUAACAAGUUGUGCUCGCACUGCUUGUUCCCAGUUUGUUGUAACAAUUUUGAAACAAGCUGUUAACAACUUGUAACAAGCUUGAUGGCAUUAUCAGCCUGGUUACAAGAUUAUGCUAACAAGUUUGUUACAGCCAUGAUAUAACAAGGAUGUUACAAGGUUGUCAACACAAGGUUGUAACAAUCUUGUUAUAUCAAGCAUGUCACAGACUUGUCAGAACAACUUUGCAACAAGUCUGAUAAUUUCGACAAGGUUGUUACAAGUUGUCAACAAGUUGUUUCAAACCUGAACAAGGUUUGGAACAACUUGUUGUGACAAGCAGUGCGAAUACAUCUUGUUAACUGCUUGUGAACAGACUUGUAACAAACUUGUGCGUUUUUACGAGUUGUCAAGAAUUUGUAUCACGGACCUCUGCGGUGAAUUGGGCAAGCACAUUCUGUGUAAUCGAUUUUAAAUAAGCUAUUAUUAUAUUAUUAUUCUAGAUCGACAUCAGUUCAGAUUUAGCAGCUCGUACUGUCCAUAAAGCGCAGUCAAUUCACGCCCGUAGCAAACAGUCGCGCGAUCAACGAGAUUGCGCAGUAUUCGAUGAUGCGCAGAAUAUUGUACUUAAAGAACUGCUGCCAUUCUGGGCUGGGUUUACACGACGCUAUGAUGCUCAUUCUGCUGAACAAGAAGCCGAAAAACUACCACGUAAGUAGUCUUUGCUGGGUUGCUGGUGUUCAACGUUCAGGAGUGUUAACACUUGUUAGAGCAAAGAAAUUAAAUUGCAUCUCACAAUUUUAUUUUUUGGAUCAAACCCUCCCAAAAACGACGCCAUAAUGAAACACAAUAGUGCAGGGGUGGAAACACAAUGGAAUUCCCCUAUAGGUAAAUUUGAAAGGGGUUCAAACACAAUGGUGAAAACAAUAUAUUCAAGAUGGCGUCCUUAACCUUGGAAGGGCCUAUUAAAGUCGACGUGUUUUUCUCAAACAACUUUCUCGUUUUGUUCUUUUUCACUAGCUACACGUCGUCAAUUGACAGUAAAAAGACGUUACUCUGCGUUCAAGAAAUUUCCCCUCAAGAAACGGCCAGUCAGUCUACAGAGCGUUCUGCCAAGUAUUGGCGACUCAAAGAGGGAACUAAAUUAUUCUCUGGCUCAAGGCUUAGCCUGGAAGGUAAGUUGUUUAAUGUGGUUUAUAAAAUAUCACUAUUCUAAUCAGCUGUGUACCCCUCCCCGCCCUCGGUAGCACUUAGCAUGACAAAAAUUCCAGGGGCCAGUUGUUCAAAGCUGGAUUAGCUUAACCCUAGGUUAACUUAAUAUUCAAAGCAAACUCCUUGGCAGCUUGCCUAUAACUUUGGAAUUUUUGCUUCAGAAAUCUUGUCUGGAUCGAUAGCAGUUUACUUCUCUGAAGUUUUGAAAUUAACAGAUGUGUAGAAAUACACAAACUAAAACAGCAGGUUAAAUUUUAACCCAAGGUUAGCACUAACCCACCUUUGAACAACCAGCCCAGCAAGAGUACUCAGUAAUCGAAUGUUGCAUUGUCUUCUCAUUGUUUUGAAAAUCCUACUGUUUUCCACACGACGUAUUUGUGAUGUUAUUUCAAGACCCAUUGUCUUAACGCAAGCUAACAACGGCUCUGCUUUAUUUUUUAGGAAAGUCUUUCAGAGGGAUCAGGAAGUAUUUAUUCAGUGAACGCGAGAAGCAGCGGAGACAACUCUCGUACAAGCCAUAUUUUGUAAAUUUUUAUGUCACCCUUAGCAUAGUGCCAGUAACCCUCAAAUGGCAGUGCCCUCAAAUUUAUGGGGGGCCUGAUUUGCUGCGGGCAGGAUUUUGGCGGGCUCCGAGGAAUCCAGUCAUGAUCCAGUGAUAUUCAUUUUUCUUUUCAUUGUUUUGGAAAUCUCGCUGUUCUCCACGCAACCAAUCACUUAUUGCAUGUUUUGAGUUAUUUUAGAUAUUCUAAAAAAACAUAUUUUUAUAGAACAUUCAUACAAUAGAACAGUCCAGUCAAUGGAUCGCAAAUGACGGAACAAUUAAAAUAUUAAAAUGACUUCAAAGUGAAAUAAUUUUCUAAGGCUUUUUCUGUUCAUCGAUACACUGAAGACGAAACAAUAAGUGAAUAACAUGAAGAUCACAUUGGCGGAUCUGUAAAAUAUACAGGGUGUAUUAAAAAAACGAAACCGUAAGAUAUUGUUGAAGAUAUUGUUGGAAUGUGAAUGCAUAUAGCACUAUGAAUUCCCAGGAGAUCAAAUCUUCAUGUGCUUAACAACAAUAGCUUUGAUUUCUAAAGGCCUCGAGAACAAAACAUAUUUUCUAUUAUUAUGUAAAAUAUUAAGGAGUGGUUUUCUGAAAGUUUGAACAAACAGCUAAAGCAAAGGAGUUAAACUUUAUACUUUGGCUGUGUUUAUUUCUCACAAAAGUAAUACUCUGCACAAUCAAAGAAAUUUACUAUACUAUGGAAUACUCAGAUCGCGAUUCUAUUCUACACUCAAAACAGAUAUUUGUUCAAAAGAGAAUGGAGAAACAAGCUUAUCUGUAAAAUACAAAUGCAAGUUACAGUACAAAGAUGGCUGUCUGAUUGCGGAAGAAACUCAAACACGAUGCUGUUAAAAAUAUUGGAAAUUUGCAGCCAAAACCAAGACAGUAAUUUGCGAUGUGUUAUGCUCAUCAAAAUGAGGUAAGCAAGCGUAAGAUUCGUACAGUUGUGUCCGAAUAUGUGUAAGCGUAUAAUGUAAACAUUACACGACAACUUAUGGGGUGGCCAUGUUUGGAAAUAAAGAUAUUAUAGGUGCAAGAAUAGUAAACCACGUCACUCAAUUUCACGCGUGGGCCACCAAAUAUGAGACUACCAGUAUAUAA